UCGGAAACAGAUAAUGAUGUUCUAGUGCCUUCUAAAACUCUAGAAAACCAAAUUUCUCAUCAUUAGCACUUCCUAUAAACAUCACGCUGGGUAGCACAACUAUACUCCCCCGAGGCACUCUGGCCAUGGGGGUUGCACGUGCCAUCCGUCGCUUUAGUACAGAGGUACCUGAUCCGCUUCGUGAGGAGGAAGAAUCAGAGUUGACACAGAGCAUGAAGCCAACAACAUACAAAAAUGGCAAAGUUCAUACAAAACCCAUUCGUCAGCGGAGCCGAUUUGUUCAAAAAGAUGGCCACUGCAAUGUGGAAUUUAUCAAUCUCAGUGAGAAGAGCCAACGUUACUUGACUGAUCUUUUCACUACAUGUGUGGACAUACGAUGGAGAUGGAUGUUUCUUAUUUUCUCAUUAACUUUUGUGGUCUCUUGGCUAAUUUUUGGUUUCACUUUCUGGCUUAUUGCUUCUUUACAUGGUGACCUGGCUCCACCACCUGAAACAGGCUCCGAGGACGCCACUAGUCCUGCAUGCUUUUUGCAAGUAACCAGUUUUAUGGCCGCCUUCCUGUUUUCCUUAGAAACUCAGACCUCCAUUGGCUAUGGAUUCCGAAGUGUUACAGAGGAAUGCCCAUUAGCAAUAUUGACUGUGGUAUUGCAGUGCAUUGUGGGAUGCAUCAUUGAUGCGUUCAUAAUUGGAGCCAUCAUGGCAAAAAUAGCCAAGCCAAAAAAGAGGAAUGAAACUCUUGUUUUUACUGAAAAUGCUGUAAUUGCACUAAGAGAUGGAAAGCUGUGCCUCAUGUGGAGAGUUGCAAACCUUAGAAAGAGCCAUUUAGUGGAGGCACACGUUCGAGCUCAGCUUUUGCAGCCUAGAGUAACUCCUGAAGGAGAGUACAUCCCACUGGAUCACACAGACAUCAAUGUUGGAUUUGACAGUGGCACGGACAGAAUUUUUCUUGUAUCUCCAAUAACCAUUGUUCAUGAGAUUGAUGAAGAGAGUCCUUUAUAUGAGUUUGGAAAAGCAGAUUUAGAAGCAGCAAACUUUGAGUUAGUAGUCAUUCUUGAAGGCAUGGUGGAAGCCACAGCAAUGACAACACAAUGCCGUAGUUCUUAUCUUCCCCACGAGAUUUUUUGGGGCAGCAGAUUUGAGCCAGUUCUCUAUGAGAAACGUAAUCAUUAUGAAGUGGAUUACUAUCACUUCCAUCGUACCUAUGAUGUACCCAAUACACCCACAUGUAGCGCUAAAGAGCUUUCAGAAAGGAAAUACUCGCCAGUGCCGCGCAGCUCUUUCUGCUAUGAAAAUGAAGUAGCGCGUAAUUGCAUCUGUGAUGAAGAGACACCUAUUCUUUUGGACACUAAAUUGCACAUUCUAGAGGCUUCACAUGAGCUAGACAUGCUUAGAGUGGCUGAUCCCCUGGAAGAGAUAUUAUUAACAUGAAUUGACAGUUAAGUCUUUAAUUAUUCUAACUUGACCAAGGUGAGAUGAACCAAAAUUUGCAGACCCUUCUGCAUAUGGUAAAAAAAACGUCCCUGGCAACGGCAAGGACGAAAGAGGUCAUGAUACUUGGAAGAGGUUUUCAAGAAAAACAAUACAUUCAUGUAAAAGGGGAAUGCCUUGUUCUUCACAGCACUGAGUAAAAGAUGUAAACAAAGCUUCUCCAGGCAACUAUUUUAAACAUCUAGCUGUGUGAAAAGGAACAAUGAGCAUGGAAUAAAAGUCAUUUUCUCUAUGA
Molecule: messenger RNA, 1722 nt
Organism: Bombina bombina (fire-bellied toad)
Lineage: Eukaryota; Metazoa; Chordata; Amphibia; Anura; Bombinatoridae
Gene: KCNJ14
Product: potassium inwardly rectifying channel subfamily J member 14
Exons: 2
Coding region: 126-1427 (433 amino acids)
Biological process (GO): regulation of monoatomic ion transmembrane transport; potassium ion import across plasma membrane
Cellular component (GO): plasma membrane
Molecular function (GO): inward rectifier potassium channel activity
Source: RefSeq, a predicted model, not a curated record